Belonocnema kinseyi is the source of this 867-nucleotide messenger RNA. RefSeq names its product elongation of very long chain fatty acids protein 4-like. Lineage: Eukaryota; Metazoa; Arthropoda; Insecta; Hymenoptera; Cynipidae. Bases 1 to 783 code for a protein of 260 amino acids. Gene Ontology annotation, cellular component: endoplasmic reticulum membrane. Gene Ontology annotation, molecular function: fatty acid elongase activity. Gene Ontology annotation, biological process: sphingolipid biosynthetic process; fatty acid elongation, monounsaturated fatty acid; fatty acid elongation, saturated fatty acid. The record is from RefSeq and is a predicted model, not a curated record. The transcript has 4 exons.
AUGGAUAUCAGAGAAAAGUUCAAUUAUUACUAUUAUGAACAAGCAGAUCCACGUGUAACGGAUUGGCCUCUUAUGGGAAGCAUGUGGCCUACUUUUUUUAUACUAGUCAGCUAUGUAUAUGUUGUGUUCCAAUGUGGUCCACGUUAUAUGAAGAACAAGCCCGCAUAUGAUUUAAGGACGUUUAUUAGAUGCUACAAUAUUUUUCAAAUUGUAACAAAUGCUUAUAUAGUAAGAGAAAUAUUAGCUGUUUAUCCAGAUGCCGCAGCUUUACGAUGUGUUCCAGGAGAUUAUUCAACCACUCCGAGUGCUUUAAGAAUAGCAAGAGCAUGUUACUGGGUAUCAUUAUUGAAAGUCAUUGACCUGAUCGAAACUGUAAUUUUUGUGCUCAGGAAAAAAAAUAACCAAAUAACAUUUUUACACGUUUAUCAUCACAUAACGACUGUACUGGCUGCUUUAAUCUCCUUAAGAUAUGUUGCUACUGGAAUGGCAGUUUUUUAUCCAGCAACAAACUGUUCAGUUCAUGUCAUCAUGUACACAUACUACCUUCUCAGCAGUAUAGAAGGAAUUAAUAAAAAAGUCUACCCCUUUAAAAAAUACGUGACUAUUAUACAAAUGGUUCAAUUUGUGUUUUUAAUUUGUCAUGCCAUUAUCUCUCUCUUGCCAUCUUGUCCAGUACCAAGAUUACCAGGCCUUGCAAUGCUUCCAAAUGUGAUUUUCAACUUUACGUUAUUUUAUAACUUUUAUAAAAAAUCCUACAUGCAACCUAAAAAGAAAAAAGAAUAGGCACAAUUUUCAAAAUAUGCAAUCCAAUUUAAAACUCGACUCCUAGCAUUAUUGUUAGGUAAUAGAAAUAUCAAAUGUGUGACA